CGCUUUUUUAGGCCGAAGUUUCGCCGUUUGUUUCAACAGGUUUGACAGAUGCGUGAAGGCCGCCUCAAGAGCAAGCGCCUGGUGACGACGGCCGAGGAGCUGUUCGCUGCUGGCUCCGACCCGGCGCCGUCAGCCGAGUCGCAGAGUGGGCCACGGCUGUUCUGGUGCCCCAAGUGUAUGGAAAUCCAUGAUGCGAACACUCACCACCACCAGCCGCCUGGCGAGGAGGGCUGGGAGUUCCAGCCAGAGGCGGGAUACGAGCGGCCGAUGACCAAGAUCCGCAACUCACUCAGGACCAGGCCAAAGAAGACAAUCGGUGAGGAGCACCACGAGAGAGAGAGAGGGGGGGAGGGGGGGAGGUGGAGUGCAUGUGUGUGUGCAUGAUGGCUCUGUCUGCUCCCUCUGUCUGUCCCUCUGUGUUUGUGUAUGUCUUGGUGCAGAUGUCGACUGGAUCGAUCACAAGAGAGACCUGAGAGGGCUGGAGGACCCUGACGAUAUCGACUACCACAUCCACGGCUACGACAAGCGCAUCAGGAGAAAGAAAAAGAACGCCAAGCAGCAGCAGCGCAAGAAGCCUCCCGCGGUUGUGGAGAGCAACGGCUACGUUCCGGCCGACCUCAAGAAGGCAGAUGCUGGUGCGGCAAAGGCGAGCAGCGACGAGCUGCCGAUGGAAGAAGCGGCGGAUGCGGAGGUGCAGCAAGAAGGUGACAUCCCCCCGGCCAAUACCGACACCAACACGGAAUCGAAGCGGCCUCGACGGACCCCCAAGCCACCCAAGUGGAUGGAGCUGGAUUUCAAGGUCAAGAAGACCACAACCAAGAAGACCACAACCAAGAGGGCGGCCCCCACGCCACGCAAAUUAUCGUCCAUCGGGGAAAAAGACUCAAGGCCGCACUCAUCAAAAAGGCGAACGGUGAGAACUCUACACAAAGAUCCAUCCGUCUAUGGGAUCACAUCACAUCACAUGCUCUCUCUCUCUCUCUCUCUCUCAGCAGCACCAACAGAAGCAGAAGCAGCAGCAGCAGCAGCAGCAAGAGCAGCAGCAGCAGCAAGGCCCCCCCAUGAUGUUCCCCAUGCCUCUCCCGGUGCUGGUGCCAGGGCUGCCUUUGGCGACGGCGCUGCCCGUGGGCAGCUUCCCGGUCACUGGGAUGCCAUCAUAUGCCCAGCACUACUAUGCCCGUCAUCCUGGUGCGGCAGACGAGGGCGGCACGGCCCAGGGACUGGUGCAGCAAGCGGCUCCGGCGCGGGAGGGCACACAGGUGGGGGCGGACACACUGACAGCUGAAGGAUGAUUGGGAGAGAGAAGAGUGCAUGUGUGUCCCUGUGUGAGUGCUUGCAGGAAGGUCCGCAGGCGUCGUCAGCUGAUGCGUCGGGGGGGACCCCGCGGCCGUCAAGCGGCGCGGCAGGAGAGGGAGGUCUGACGGACGAAGAGGUGCUGAUGUUGUGUGCGCCCGCACAAGACGACUAGCCUUUGUGUCAGGUUUUCUGCUGGCUGGCUCAUGGGGUGUGGGAGUGAGCCGUUCGAUCGAUUUCAUGCUGCAUGUACAGAUACAGGUAGCCAACUGGCUGAUGGAUUGAGUGAUUGAUUGAGAUCGAUUGAUUCACCGGGUGAGUGCCCGCCAUAUUCGUUUCUCUCUGGUUUUCUACCUGGCUGGCGCGAGAUGGCUUGUUCAUUUCAUUGGCUGACGUACUUGACGUAGCGGACCGGUUAGCAUGAUGUGGGUCUGCAGCUGACCCACAUCGUGGCUUUUCGUCUCCAUUACGUCAAGAUCAUCAACCAAAGCACAAACGGGGGAACGGAUCGAAUGCACGACACUGCACGACGUGUUGCCAAUGUAAAGGAACAGGUGGCAUUCCGUCACGGGACCAUAAGCCGACUUCCUUGCAAAGAUGAACGAC
This is a messenger RNA of Vitrella brassicaformis, 1899 nucleotides long. Lineage: Eukaryota; Vitrellaceae. The record is from the annotation of a GenBank genome assembly.